Messenger RNA from Lodderomyces theae, 660 nucleotides. RefSeq lists its product as uncharacterized. Gene Ontology annotation, biological process: mitochondrial fission. Lineage: Eukaryota; Fungi; Ascomycota; Pichiomycetes; Serinales; Debaryomycetaceae. Gene Ontology annotation, cellular component: mitochondrion. The record is from RefSeq and is a predicted model, not a curated record. The coding region runs from base 1 to 660 and encodes 219 amino acids. The transcript has a single exon.
AUGUCGUCAGUGGGGUCAGAUAUUAACGAUACGGUUUCCAAAGUGAAAGGAUCAGUGGAUGAUCAAUCAGUUACCGAUCAGGAAUCAGGGUUGAGAUAUGCUGCAUAUGCCAAUAGGCUUAGAACCAUCUUGUUGGCUUCCCACCGAUAUGUCGCUUACACCUCAGAUAUCGGAGAAUCAUUUAGACCAGUGGCACAUCCAUAUUUGGUCAAGUCUGGGUACGCAAUUUCCUGGCUUUAUAUCAUUGGCGAUGUUUCGUAUGCGUCUUGGAUAACAAAAAUGAAGAGUGAGGGAAGAUACACCCCAGGUUUGAAGCCUUGGGAUAAAGAACCAAAGCCAGAUGCCAUUGCUGCAGAAACAUUUAAACAGACACACAGCUUGGUUGAUUCUGAUUGGCGGUUGAGCGCGUUGAAACGAGGCAUUUUCCAAAGUGUCGCCUCUAUGGGAUUGCCCGCUUUUACUAUCCACAGUGCUGUUCGUUAUUCAUCAUAUUUGUUCAAGAGCACCGGAAACAAGGCAUUGAAAACUUAUGGACCCGUUGCAGUUGGAUUAGGAAUUGUCCCAUUGCUACCAUACGUUUUUGAUGAACCUGUUGAGCAUGUCGUAGACUGGGUAUUUGACAAAGGAGAGAAACUUUACGUGAGGGAGAAAUUGGCUUAG